UCCUGUCUCUUAAGCGUGCGCCCGACACCGCCUCUCUUCAGACUUAGCCUAGAAGACCACAACAUGGACCAAGGGAACGCACGGCACAAGGAGGCCGUGGCUCUGAAUAAACCCUCGGACGUCGAGGCGGCGACGUCGCCCUCGGGCAAACAGUACCGGCCCAUGAACAUCAACCACUACGCCACCAAGAAGAGUGCGGCUCAGAGCAUGCUGGACGUGGCCCUGCUGAUGGCCAACUCGUCGCAGCUGAAGACCGUCCUCUACGUGGGGCCCCAGUACCGCUUCUUCAUCCCCCUCAUCGUCCUCCUGUCCGUGUCCAUCGCGCUGCAAGUCAUCGUGGGCCUGCUGCUCGUCUUCAUUGUGAAGUACGAUUUGAACGACGUGCGCAAGCACGCCAAACUGAACAUGAUGAACAACGUGGCGACAGUCUUUGUCUUCUUCACCGUCCUUGUUAACAUCUUCAUCACAGCGCUGGGCUUUGAGGGACACGCCAUAAGGGCAGCACAACAGCCAAUCAUGAUGGAAGCCAUACCUCACAUAGAUCCUCAGCCUUUUCAACUCAACACAACGGUCUUUUGAAUGUUAUCUAAAAGUGUUUUCAUAUCAGUUUUCAUUUGCACACGCUAAGCUAUUUAAAAAGUAUUUUUAUGCUUGUUAUUCCAAAUGUCGUCUUUCUAUGCCCAUCUUCAAUGUUUGAUGCAAGUCACCAUUUUGAACACAUAUUAUGUGAAAAUAUGGUUGAUCCCAAAAUGCAACUAUUAAAAUGUUCUACUCUUCCGUGACA
Molecule: messenger RNA, 784 nt
Organism: Entelurus aequoreus (snake pipefish)
Lineage: Eukaryota; Metazoa; Chordata; Actinopteri; Syngnathiformes; Syngnathidae
Exons: 4
Coding region: 64-579 (171 amino acids)
Biological process (GO): tissue regeneration; cell adhesion
Cellular component (GO): membrane
Source: RefSeq, a predicted model, not a curated record